This is a messenger RNA of Meleagris gallopavo (turkey), 1332 nucleotides long. NCBI's taxonomy places the organism in Eukaryota, Metazoa, Chordata, Aves, Galliformes, Phasianidae. The record is from RefSeq and is a predicted model, not a curated record.
CCCCUCUUUCCUCCCCCUUCCUCCUUCAAGAACCUUUUUAAAACGCUGGGGUUGUUGGAGUGGUUGAAUUUUUCCUGGAUUUGAGUGAGAAAUUCAGAAGACUGAAGCCCAGGCUCACUGUCUACCUUUCACGGAGGCCCAGCCGUGAGAGGACAGAAGAAGGCACGUGGCGAAUCAUGACAGCGGACAAAGAAAAAGACAAAGACAAAGAGAAGGACAGGGAUAGAGACCGGGACAAGGAGCGAGACAAGAGAGAUAAGGUGAGGGAGAGCGAGAACUCGCGUCCUCGGCGGAGCUGCACGUUGGAAGGAGGUGCCAAGAAUUACGCAGAGAGUGACCACAGCGAAGAUGAGGACAAUGACAACAACAGUGCCACCACGGAGGAGUCCACGAAGAAGAGCAAAAAGAAACCACCCAAGAAGAAAUCCCGAUACGAGAGAACAGACAACGGUGAAAUCACGUCUUUCAUCACGGAGGAUGACGUUGUGUACAGGCCUGGAGAUUGCGUAUAUAUUGAAAGCCGCCGGCCGAAUACGCCGUAUUUCAUCUGCAGCAUUCAAGACUUCAAACUGGUAAGAAACAUUUUCACAUCUCCUCCUCCUCCUCCUUUUCCCCACCCCUUCUGCAGUGAGGUGCAAUGCCUGGUGGUCCGUGCCUCGUCCCGUAGCUCCUCAGUCAUCCCACUAGCUUCUGAAAGAGUCAUUCUGCUCUUAAGGCUGAGAUCUGUGCUCGUGCAGCUGUAGUUAAUCAGGCUGUAGAGUUCAAGUUGUGCUCUGCUUCGUGAUGAGGGUUUGUAACUCAUGGGAGAUCCAGCUCUGUGGUGGGAGCAGUGGUUGGGAUGGGGCAGCAGUGGCUGCUGGUGGGUUUGGGGGAGCACAGGCUGCGCUGAGCUGUGUGUACCAUCAGUGUGUGGCCUGCAGCUGGAUGUCCCACUGCCUUGCCUUCAGAGCUCAGCCCUGCUUGGACAGCCCUCGUGCAUUCCCAGGUCCCUUUGUGCUGGGAUGGAAUUAUGAAGCAGUGGUUGCUGUUCUGGGCAGGUCUUGCUGAGUUGCAUUAGUUCCCCGGGGUGUUAACAGCAGCAAAAGCCAAAGUUUCUCCUUGUCACAGUUGGUCUAAUGCAGCAGUUACAGCUGUUUGCAGAGCUGUGCGGGCAUUUUGCACCAUCUUUUAGUUUUCAGUAUGCAAAGGAUAUGACAUCAGUGUUGCUGGCAAUUUUGUGCAUUUUCACAUGGAAAUAGUAUCAUUCCUUUGUUUUCCUUUGCCUACUCCCAUUUCUUCAAUUUUCCUGCUGGGUUUUUCUUACUGACAUAAUAUGUUAAAAAAAAAAAAAAA